AUGCUUGAUCGACAGCCAAAGAACGCGAACGAGGAAGACCAACAGUUUAUUACAAGUUUUACGAAAACAAAAAAGUGGCGAAAGAUUUUGGAACUGGGACAAGAACUAGCACCGGUCCAGCGAUCGAACUAUUUAUGGGCCUGGCCGCUUGAGCAGGAUGUAGAACGGUUCAGUGAGGCACUGAAUCGCCACGGUAUACAAAAUAUUGCCAGUGUAGGCUGUGGUACUGGCUUGCUAGAGUGGAUCAUCGGUUGUGCAAAUGACACAAUUAGUGUUGUCGGUAUAGAGAUCGACGAGGUAUGGUGGAGCUCAAAGUAUGCACCGAUCCGAUACAUUCCACUACUUUUUGUCAAUGGGUCGGACAGUUCCAUGAAGGAAGUGAUGUCAAAAUGGCACGACAAGCCCCUGGAUACACUUUUAUUUUGUUACUUCAACAACGGAGAAGCGUUUGAACAGUAUGUAAAAGAAUUUAACGGGCGCUUCGUAAUACUAAUUGGUCCGGGCAGAGAAAAGGGUGUGCAUACCAAUCCUUUGCCGUUGGCCCCCGGUGAAUGGUUUUGUCGUGAUUGGAAGCUGAUGGACGAGUUCAGCAUCGGAAGUGAAAACAUAAAUUGUGUUGCAAUCUACGAACGGAUAAGCACGAGUUCUUAA
Molecule: messenger RNA, 651 nt
Organism: Anopheles maculipalpis
Lineage: Eukaryota; Metazoa; Arthropoda; Insecta; Diptera; Culicidae
Exons: 2
Coding region: 1-651 (216 amino acids)
Source: RefSeq, a predicted model, not a curated record